Molecule: messenger RNA, 3544 nt
Organism: Hemibagrus wyckioides
Lineage: Eukaryota; Metazoa; Chordata; Actinopteri; Siluriformes; Bagridae
Gene: shkbp1
Product: SH3KBP1 binding protein 1
Exons: 18
Coding region: 156-2552 (798 amino acids)
Biological process (GO): protein homooligomerization
Molecular function (GO): protein binding
Source: RefSeq, a predicted model, not a curated record
GGAGGCGGAAGUGUAAAAUAAAGCCGGAAGUUAUGUACUAAGGCGUUUGAGAGAUGUCUUCAGAAUGUUAAUCUUUUUUGUUUUUAAUGGUCUGAUAUGGAGAACCGUUAAUUUGUGAGUAAUUGGUCUGAAUAUGUUUUUUAUCUGAACCGGACAUGGCACGAGUGGCUGGAGAUAUUAUUCAUUUAAACGUCGGAGGAAAGAGGUUCAGUACCUCCAGGCAGACUUUGACCUGGGUCCCUGACUCCUUUUUCUCAAGCCUUUUGAGUGGCCGGAUAUCCACCUUAAAAGAUGAAACAGGAGCGAUUUUCAUCGAUCGUGAUCCUUCACUUUUUGCUCCUAUUUUGAAUUUCCUGCGCACUAAAGAACUACAUCCCAGGUCUAUAGAUGUUAAUUUACUGAUGCACGAGGCUGAGUUUUAUGGAAUAACACCAUUAGUGCGUAAGCUGCAGCUGUGUGAUGAACUUGAUCGCUCAUCAUGUGGCACAGUGCUGUUUAAUGGCUAUCUGCCUCCUCCAGUGUAUCCUGUGAAGCGCAGGAACAGACACAGCGUCGCCGGCUCUCAGUUCAUGGCUGGCCGUGCUGUCCCUCUAGAGCGAGCGACAGUCCGACGCAGCAACACAAUGCCUCCCAAUUUGGGCAAUGCUGGCAUACUGGCAAAGGCUACUGCUACAGAAGCUACAAUGUCAGGUCCAGGCUCAGAUCCAGGAAUGGUGCGGAUCAUAUGUGGCCAUCACAACUGGAUUGCAGUGGCUUAUGCACAGUUUGUGGUGUGUUACAGGGUUAAGGAGUCGACAGGGUGGCAGCAGGUGUUUUCGAGCCCCAGGUUGGACUGGAUCAUAGAUCGAGUCGCACUCAAUGCAAAAGUCAUGGGCGGGUCACUUGGAGACAAUGACAAGAUGGUUGCGGUGGCAUCUGGGACAGAGAUCAUAUUAUGGGGAGUCUGUCCUGAUGGAAAUGGAAACGAGAUCGGUGUCUUUAGCUUAAGUGUGCCGGUGGAGGCUCUGUUUUUUGUGGGGAAUCAGCUCAUUGCUACAAGCCACACGGGGAAAGUGGGUGUGUGGAACGCUGUAACCAAACACUGGCAGAAUCAGGAUGUGGUUCCCAUAAACAGUUAUGACACAGCAGGGUCCUUCCUCAUCCUUGGCUGUAAUAACGGAUCCAUUUACUACAUUGAUGUACAGAAGUUUCCAUUAAGGAUGAAGGAUAAUGAUUUGCUGGUGACAGAGUUGUAUCGAGAUCCUAGCGAAGAUGCCAUCACAGCACUUAGUGUCUAUCUUACACCUAAAACGAGUGACAGUGGGAACUGGAUUGAGAUUGCAUAUGGCACCAGCUCAGGAGCGGUGCGUGUAAUUGUUCAGCACCCUGAGACCGUGGGCUCGGGGCCACAGCUGUUUCAGACAUUCAGUGUUCAUCGGAGUCCUGUAACUAAAAUAAUGCUGUCAGAGAAACACCUCAUCUCAGUGUGUGCAGAUAAUAACCAUGUGCGAACCUGGACUGUAACACGGUUCAGAGGAAUGAUCUCCACUCAACCAGGCUCCACCCCCCUCAGCUCAUUUAAAAUCCUCUCACUGGAUGAUAUUGAUGGACAUGCAGGCUGCAGUGCUGGCACCGAGAUUGGUCCAUAUGGAGAGAGAGAUGAGCAGCAGGUGUUUAUUCAGCGUGUUGUUCCUGACACUGAUAAACUCUAUGUACGACUGUCCUCUAAUGGCAAAAGGGUGUGUGAAGUACGCUCUGUGGAUGGGACCUCCAUCACAGCUUUUGUGGUUCAUGAGUGUGAGGGGUCAAGCCGCAUCGGGUCAAGGCCACGCCGCUUCCUUUUCAGUGGCCAUAGCAACGGCAGUAUACAGAUGUGGGACCUCACAACAGCAAUGGAGAUUGCGGCCAAGGUGGACAUAAAAGCGCUAGGAGGCCCUACUGAGGAGGAGCUGUUGGAGUUGUUGGAUCAGUGUGACUUGGCACUGACCAGAACACCAGACAUGAGUCCUGCUGUAUCACUUACACACUCUUCUCGCAACUCUACCUGCAGUCUGCAGUCCCAGUUGAGUGAGAGUGCUCGUGUUAGUGUCUCUGGUGUUCGUGGUGUCACUCCUCCAAGACCUCAGCACCCGUUUAUGAGAGCACGUGAUAUUCCUCCUAAUCUCGGCCUCAGCAUGAGUUCUCUGAGCAGCAGCACGAGUGAACGAGAGAGGGAGAGACACCAGGACAGAGAGAGAGACAGAGAUUGUCUUUUUGCUCCUCGGAGAGGCAGUUUUGUGGAACGAUGUCAGGAACGAGCCAAAAUCUCAGACAUUGCUGGAACAGAAGCUCGUCUCGGCCUCAGACCACAGUUAUCAUCAUCCGCAUCCAGACGGCCUGCCGCCUCUGCCCCAGGCCAUGCCUCCUCAUCAAAUUUGAGCCCAAUCAGAUCACAGACACCCACAUCUCCACGACGAGGACCAACGUUGCCUGUAGGUGAAGCCACACCCCCUGAUGCAGGGCCUAAACCAGACAGCCCCUCUUCCCCACCAACCACCAGUCCUAAACCACAUAUGAAUGAGACCAGCUUCUAAUUUGCUGACUUAAAAAUAUUGUUUAAUUGACAUGUAACCACUCAGCCAUCCACCUGCUGUUCAGGACCAUGAGUGUGAAUGAAGAAGUAUAUCAAAUUUGUAUUUUUUUUUCUUUCUUUCCUUUUUUACUUAAUGUUCUCCUUACUUCAUCACUUUAUCAUUUCUUUUAAGAUUGUCUUCCAGCGCUGUGAGAGAAAGAGAUGGAGAGAUAUCACUUGCUUUUUAUCUAUUUACCCAGUGUUUGAAACCUGCGCAAGAACUCUGUGUGCUCCUCCCACAUACAUUUUCAGGAAAUUACUGCUUUGUAACUUUAACACAGGGCUACACAAUAGUAUAAUGUUAUAAAAUAAGGAAGGAUAUUAUGAUAAAUGAUGGGUGUUGACCUUCAGUCAGAUUUAUCUCGACUUUAUCUGGUGAUGUGCUGAUAUUAAAUGUUCAUAUCCUAAUUUUUGCCUGACAUUUUGAUCAUAGUUUAUGAUUUCACUAUUUGGUGUUUAAGUGUGAAUGUUUAUGGUGUUUUAAAUGGGUCACUAAGACCUUGGGACCAGUUUAAACCAUGUAGCCCCAAAAUGCAGUCUACUGGCACACACACAAGUUAUAAAUGUCUUUCCUAGUAUGUAUAUAUGGUUACUUUUUUAGUCACAGGUUGUGGCGUUCUUUUAGAUAUUUCAUCAUUGCCACGAAAGUUUUUCCAUUUUGUAGUCUUUAUUCACUGGAUCAUGUUGAAUAGUCUGUAACCCCUUAAAUUCCUGCCUUAUUAUUUUGUUAUUCAUCUUAAAAGUACAUUAUACAGCAACUGAUAUCAGUUAGUAAGUAUUUAGUGAACAUUUUAAGACUGCCUGGACCUGCGGGCAUGUCCUGGGAAUUUAAGGGGUUAAUAUGAAGUAUUCCAUAUGUGUAUGCGUACAUAUAAGUAUCCCUACAGUGUAUAAAUAUUUAUAUAUUGCCAAUUCAAGUUACAACAAAUUAAAAUAAAUAUUGUAUAUACAUUC